Messenger RNA from Thyridium curvatum, 3291 nucleotides. RefSeq lists its product as uncharacterized. Lineage: Eukaryota; Fungi; Ascomycota; Sordariomycetes; Thyridiales; Thyridiaceae. The coding region runs from base 1 to 3291 and encodes 1096 amino acids. Gene Ontology annotation, molecular function: ferric-chelate reductase activity. Gene Ontology annotation, cellular component: plasma membrane. Gene Ontology annotation, biological process: iron ion transport; copper ion import; intracellular iron ion homeostasis. The record is from RefSeq and is a predicted model, not a curated record. The transcript is spliced from 5 exons.
AUGGCUUGGGGUGGUGCAGCUCCGACGGUGACAGGGGAGCAUGGCUCGACAGGUGGUCAGGCAGGUGGUCAAGCAGGCGGCGCCGGCCCAGGUCGUGCCUGGAAACCAUCUACGGAAUUCUUCGCCAAGAGACAGAAGGUCAGCGUGGACGCUACAAUCACGGUUGCCGAGGGACUAUGCGGUCUCAUUGCGCUCUUCGUCAUCAUCCACUGGACUCGGUUGAUCGUGGUCAGGAUGCAGCGGUCGAGGGUGUCGCCAGUGCCUCGGCUGCUCACCAAGCCGGUUGUAGCCAUCACGAGACCCAUCAGAAACGUACUUGUCCGCAAAGUUCCGGGUUUCAACUCAGCUGGCCAUGGGCUCCUGGUAGCCGCAUACGUGGGCAUCAACUGCGCAGCCCUCUUCACCAAUGUCGACUGGAGUCCCGGCAGCGUCGCUGCGAGGUUUGGCUGGGUUCUCUCGGCCAAUUAUGCCUUUGUCGUAUUCUUGGCUCUGAAGAACACCCCUUUGGCCUUCCUGACGGCUUACUCCUAUGAGCGCUUGAAUAGCCUUCACCAGAUUGCGGGCGUCGCCACUUUCUUGUUGCUAGUUGUUCAUGGAGUGACCUAUACUGCUUACUUUGGCAGUACCAACAAGUGGCAUGUCAUGCGGGAGGAGACGGUUAUUGCUGGUAUCGUCGCCGGAUUUGCCUUUCUGAGCAUCUUUCUUUCGGCUAUCUGGCUCCGGAGGGUAUGGUACGAGGCCUUCUACAUUGUCCACUGGCUUUCGUUCGUGGGCUCGGUCGUUGCCGUUGCCUUUCAUCGACCAGAAUGGAAGUCCAAGACACCGAUCAUUCUUUGCGUUAUUGGUGGGAUGUGGGCUACCGACCGCCUGAUCCGCCUCACUCGGGUCCUGUUGUACAGCAUCAACAACUACGCCACCCUCACUCCGCUCCCCAACGGCGGCACGCGCAUUGUCUUGACGAAGCCCCCCGCGCUGGCUGUCCCCGGCAAGCACUGUCUCGUCUGGAUCCCGGGUGUCCGUAUGCUUGAGACGCAUCCGUUCACCAUCAUCUCGACGAACCCCCUCGAAUUUGUCGUCAACUCCUACGAUGGCUUCACGCGCGACCUACACGCUCGCGCUGUGGCCCAUCCCGGAGUCAAGCUCCGCGCCUCAGUGGAGGGACCGUAUGGUACCUUCCCCGAUCCGAUGCAGUACGACAAGAUCAUCUUGAUCGCCGGUGGGAGCGGAGCGAGCUACACAUUUGGUCUAGCCGUCAAUCUCCUGCAGAGAAUGAGCCCUUCAGCAACCAAGGAAAUUGUGUUCCUGUGGGCUUUCAAAACCCAUGAGAAUCUCACGUGGUUCUCGGAACAUCUCAACACCUUGCGGACACACGCCCACUCUCCCAAGGUUUCGGUCGCACUCUAUGUAACCCGGGCGCCUGGGUCAUCGAGUUCGGCCGAGAGCCACGGCCCACUUCCACCAAUCCGGCUUCGGACCGUUUCGUCCCAAUCGUCCGAGAUUCUGACCGAGAACUCGCCUUCCGACAUUGAAAAGGCCGUUCUCGAGGCCGCAUCCCACAUCGAUGCGCACGGCACCUCGACGGACCCGGAAAAGGCGGCAGAAGAGCACCACCAUUCACACGCCAGGCACGAGGAGGGCGGAAACCGCCCGCACCGUCCGGGGCUACACCACACCGUCAGCUCCGGUCGGCCCGACAUCUCGACCCUCAUCAGCGCAGCCAUCUCGUCGACAGACAAGAACAGGCGGGUGCUGGUCGCGGCGUGCGGACCCGACAGCCUUUUGCGGGUGGCGCGCAACUCGACCGCCAGCGCCAUCCGGCUAAACGGACCCGGCGUAGAGCUGCACUGCGAGCAGUUCGACCAGGUUGAGGAUCUCAGCAUUUCUUUACCUCACCCUCAUGUGUCUCGAGGAGGCACUUCUCAAAAACUAUUCUGCAACUCAGCAAGUCCCCAACCAGUCCUCCUCCACUCUCAGGCUCCGAACACAAACAAGGCUCUCCCUACCCGCAAGCCCAUCAUGGACUAUCAAGAGUAUAGGAGCAUGAAGAUGUCCUUCUCUCGCAAGAGAGCAAGACUUGAGAUGGAGCGGGACGAGCUGAAAUUCGUCUAUGACCAGCGGAGCAUGCGAUCCCAUUGCGUCAAGAACUGGGAUGGGCGCAUCCAGUCGCACCUCAGCGAAAUCAGACGUAUGGAGUUCCUCCUGUUCAACUCCAGGGAGGAGUGGACUGAGCAUUGCGAGAAGCAACAGGCUCUGAACGAACUGGACCGCCAGCAGCAGGGCGAUGAUGAUGCUUAUGAGGAUGACCAUGAUGGUGCCAAGCUUUUAGCCCCCUUGGGUCAGGAUCUCGACACAGCUGACGAGGGUGUCCACGCCGAUCGUUCUCAAGACAACAAAGAUGGCAGCCCCAUCUUGCCGGACGGACAAGGUGGCGACAUGAACGCCGAAGAGUACAUCGACCUACAAGAUCCGCAUACUGCAGGAGCCAAGCAGCGUCAUGCCGAGGAGGAGAAGAGGGACGAGGGCGAGCUCCCAUCCGGACGCGAGCCGCCGUCUUCGGCCGGUUUCUACUUCGACCCUCCUCUGGGCGCAGGUCAAGACCGCCCUCGCGGCCGUGCUUCCCCGAGGCUGCCUGGCAGGGUUGAGCACGCACGGGAGCCAUCGGUCGCCAGGGGUGGCGACACUCGUGGCGAGAACGACACGGCUGGUUCGGCGCAACAGUCCCUCAUUCCGUACCGACCCCGCUCGGUUUCUCAAGCUCUUGCUCGCCACCACCCGGUGCCCGAGGAAGAUUCGGGUCGAUCGUACGAUGGCAGACCUAGGAUGAUGGCUGAAAACUACUCGGUACGGGAGUAUCAGGCGCUCCCCUCCGGCCGUCCGCGAGAGGUCUAUCGCGAGGAGCCGAGGAUGUACGCGCCCAGGGGAGGAUUUGUCUCCCAUGAUGAAGCGCCACGAUACUACGCAGUGGACCGCGUCACCGCCGCCCAGAGGGAGUAUGCUCUGCCCGAGUCGACUCACCGCCCUGCGCACUUCGUCCCAGGGAGGACUGGAUUCGUCCAUCACCAGUCCUCCAGUAGCUACUCGCGACACGAGCUGCACUACCAGGGCUACCGCGACGACGAGCGCACUCGCGCACCGCGGCCUCCUCCGCCGGGCCGCGUGGUUUCUCCGGCUUACACCGAGUCGACCUCCUCGAGGCCAAAGUCGCAGAGGGAGGAACGGUAUGGCAGUGACGACGAUCCCAUUCACUUGGAGACCAGGGCCAAGAAGAGGCGCAUCUCUCUUCUGGAGUGA